AUGCAGAAAAAUCUGUCCCCUGAUCCCGAAUUGACUGGUUUUGGUUGUCUAGUGGGACGACUGGUCGAAUGGGACCCGAAUGGCGGCAACAAGACCAGCGAAGCUCUAGAGAUCUACAGCGACGAGGAGAUUUUUAUUGGACGAGAUGGGAAUACUUGCCAAGUUCAGAUACAGAAUCCUUUCGUGUCGAAUAAACACUUACGCAUCUACACAAUUCUAUUCGACCAAGACAAUUUACAGGACAUACCCCCACUGGUAUACGCCCAGGACCUCUCGCUAAAUGGAACAUCAUGGAAUGAUUACAAAAUGAAAGGCAAGGGUAGCUUUUUACUCAGCGACGGGGACGUGCUUCGAGUUGCAGCUGGUGUCUACAUUCGGUUCCGGUCUGUCGAUGUCACGGCAACUGAUCGAUUCACAUAUCUGCAACGGCUGGAGAUGAAAACAUUUCAGGAUAGUCACAUUGUCACCCAACGUGUCCUGGGCGCCGGGGCUUAUGGACGGGUUCACAUGGCCUUCAGGAAAGAUGAUGGUCAACAAUUGGCCUGCAAGAUUACUGACCUUGAAAUCAUCAAGUCCGGUACUCAAAUAAGCAGGAAAGAUUCAAGAUCCAAAUUCUUCCCUCAGAAGAAUGCAUGGCAGCGAAAAUCGCUGACGGGCAUUCGGAAGACACGCCAAGGCGAGCAAGCUAUCCGCGAAAAGAUCGCCAUGGUCGAGCGAGAAGCAAAAAUGUUAUUGGAGCUAUCCCAUCCGAACAUCAUUGCGGUGGAGAAGGUUAUUAAAUCUAGUAACACAAUAUAUAUGUUCACUGAACUAGUCACAUGUGGCGAUCUCUUCUCGUACCUCCGAUACAGGGGAGGGAGGCUCGAAGAAACCACUGCUGCCCUGAUAAUCCGACAAGUCUUGCUCGCAUUGGACUAUCUCCAUGACAGGGACAUUGUACACCGAGACCUCAAGCCAGAUAAUAUACUCAUGACCACACUAGAAGAUGAUGGACGAGUUGUGCUGACUGACUUCGGAUGUGCGAUACAAUUGAAAAAGUCUGUUCCGCGCACAUCGAGUAUCGUCGGGACCCUUGAAUACUGCGCCCCGGAAAUGCAGGAUACUCUCAAGCAGGGGUACACUAAAGCUGUUGACCUCUGGUCUCUUGGAUGUGUUACUGCCGUUCUGCUUGUUGGAAAUACUCCAUUCGACGAUGCGGGUAAAUCAAUAUCUAGCUAUCUUACCGACCUCGAGACAGAACUGAAGAUACUCAAUAUUGGGACGCGGACUAGGGACUUCGUUCGCAACUUGCUGGUACCAGAUGAGAUGCGUCGCAUGGACGUGAAGCAAGCGCUACGACACAAUUGGCUUGCUCAUUCCAACUUCAAAAGCUACUUUGAAGGAAUGUACCAGCGCGCCAUUCAAAACUGGAGACCAAGGGAUAAUAACAGCAAAGAUGUGAUAAUCAAAUUGGCAAAUUUCACUAGAUCUCAAUCUCUCCAGUAUGUCUCUCAUCUGAGACCUCCAGCAAAACUCAGGGCCCAGUGCAACCUCGAUGAUCCCGAUCAUAUAUCAGCAACAUCAUACGAGGAUACGGAAGUUGUGGAUGCCAAGCAGUUGUUAUCGCCCUCCACAACGAGCUCCCUGCUUUGCAAAAGAAAUUGGAAAGCGGUCGAGGCCAAAAGCCCUCCAACUUGGCAGCCUCUGGGUAUAAUUUACCCUGAAGUGGAUGGAAAGCAGGCACUCGACAAGCCUAUUCAUAACGAGAACACCGGAAAUGAAAGUGCACAGUUCCUCGGCCAAGUUAAGCGGGAGCAGCUUGACCAGGCCAGGAUGAUGAGACAUGUUUUGUACCUGUCGCCAUUUGGUACAACCACUGUCAAGAAAAAGGCUGAUGAUAAGAUGGAAGAAAUGGAAGAAGUUUAUGAAGAGAUCCGCAACCCAGUCACUGGAAAGCGCAGGCGACGGGCUUAUGGCCGGGAUGUGGGGGGCUUCAGCGAUUUAUUUUAA
Messenger RNA from Penicillium macrosclerotiorum, 1989 nucleotides. RefSeq lists its product as uncharacterized. The coding region runs from base 1 to 1989 and encodes 662 amino acids. The transcript is spliced from 6 exons. Gene Ontology annotation, molecular function: ATP binding; protein binding; protein kinase activity. NCBI's taxonomy places the organism in Eukaryota, Fungi, Ascomycota, Eurotiomycetes, Eurotiales, Aspergillaceae. The record is from RefSeq and is a predicted model, not a curated record. Gene Ontology annotation, biological process: protein phosphorylation.